Messenger RNA from Papaver somniferum (opium poppy), 1172 nucleotides. RefSeq names its product CAAX prenyl protease 2-like. Gene Ontology annotation, cellular component: endoplasmic reticulum membrane. Lineage: Eukaryota; Viridiplantae; Streptophyta; Magnoliopsida; Ranunculales; Papaveraceae. Gene Ontology annotation, molecular function: metalloendopeptidase activity. Gene Ontology annotation, biological process: CAAX-box protein processing. The coding region runs from base 79 to 1062 and encodes 327 amino acids. The record is from RefSeq and is a predicted model, not a curated record. The transcript has 8 exons.
AUUUGUCAAUGCAAGUCAACCGAAACAGUCUUCUCUGGACUCAGUAAUGGGAUCCCCCAAUUCAGAUUUUCGAUCUUAAUGGAAACAUCAAAUCUUGUUGAUUCAUUAGGGUUCCCACCAAUGGAAGACGCAGCAGAAGAAGUAUCAAUAUCUAAAACAAUGGCGAUAAUUGCAUGUACGUCAAUGUCAAUCUUGUAUGUUGCAAUACUUUACUCACCAACAUUGAUUCUUCGUCUUCCAAAUCCAUCUACUUUGAAUAGUUUCAUGAUCCGAAGGUUUAUUUGUGCUGCUGUUUCUUCUGUUAUAUCGGUUUUUCUCUGUGCAUUUCUUCUCAUCCCUGUGGGAAAAUGGGGUUUGUCAUCUUUGUUUGGACUUUAUGGUAUCCGGGCGGAUCAUAUGUGGAAUGCUGUGGUUUAUCCUCUCUCCUUAACUUCGCUCUUGUACACUGGAUGGUUCGUGACAAUGCUUAUAUCUCCAAAGAAAUCAAGGAAUGAAGAUAAUGUAAAUGGUGAUUUGUUCUGGUGUUUGAAAAACUCCAUCCGGGGGUUUCUUGAGCGCAUGACUUCAUUAACUUCCAACGUUUUGGCUUGGCGCAAUUAUGUGGUGGCGCCACUGACAGAAGAGGUGGUAUUCAGGGCAUGUAUGAUACCUUUGCUUCUUUGUGGAGGAUUCAAACCUUAUACGAUCAUAUUUUUCAGCCCCAUUUUCUUUAGCUUGGCACAUUUGAAUCAUUUUCUGGAGCUAUAUUUUCAGCAAAAUUAUACUUUUCUCAAAGCCUCCUUGAUCGUAGGUCUACAACUUGGGUACACCGUACUUUUUGGUUCAUAUGCAUCUUUUCUCUUCAUCCGAACAGGACAUCUGAUAGCUCCUGUUGUCGCUCAUGUAUUCUGUAACAUAAUGGGAUUGCCAAUGCUAUCAUCACAAAGAAAAGGAUUAUCAGUCGCUGCAACUGUAGCUGGAUUCUUGGGUUUUAUCUGGUUACUGUUUCCAGCAACAAAUCCCAAUCUGUAUAAUUACAGAACCGAUAAUUGCCUAUGCUGGCAUGGAUACUGUACUUUAUGAGUUAAAAAUCUGUAAAUCGCAAAAACCAGAGUGUCAGUAAUGUUCCUUGGUCAAAAAGAUGUCCAUGUCCUUUGUACUACUAAUUUAAGUUGGUUCUUUCCACUUGCAAA